This is a messenger RNA of Platichthys flesus (European flounder), 1323 nucleotides long. It is a transcript of the gene spcs3, whose product is annotated as signal peptidase complex subunit 3. Bases 83 to 625 code for a protein of 180 amino acids. The record is from RefSeq and is a predicted model, not a curated record. Gene Ontology annotation, cellular component: signal peptidase complex; membrane. The transcript is spliced from 5 exons. NCBI's taxonomy places the organism in Eukaryota, Metazoa, Chordata, Actinopteri, Pleuronectiformes, Pleuronectidae. Gene Ontology annotation, biological process: protein targeting to ER.
CGCUUGACACUUCCUGUUUGUACUCAGCUGCUAGCUUAGCCUCGAACAGUGUCUGAAUCGGUGUGGCUCUCGACUCUCCACCAUGAAUACGGUUCUGUCCAGAGCGAACUCUCUGUUCGCCUUCUCUUUGAGCGUCAUGGCGGCUCUAACGUUUGGCUGCUUCGUCACCACUGCCUUCAAAGACAGAAGAGUUCCUGUGGACGUCCACGUCUCCAAAGUCAUGCUGAAGAAUGUUGAUGACUUCACAGGACCCAGAGAGCGCAGUGACCUGGGUUUCCUCACCUUUGACCUCUCAGCUAAUCUGCAGCCAAUUUUCGACUGGAACGUGAAACAGCUUUUUCUUUAUCUGUCUGCUGAGUAUGCCUCAAAGAGUAAUUCUCUGAAUCAGGUGGUGCUUUGGGAUAAGAUCGUCCUUCGAGGUGAAAACACCAAGCUGAACCUCAGAGACAUGAAGUCGAAAUACUUCUUCUUUGACGAUGGGAACGGACUCAGAGGCAACAAGAACAUCACUCUAUCGCUGUCAUGGAAUGUUGUUCCCAAUGCUGGAAUCCUGCCUCUUGUCGCUGGAAGUGGACACGUCAGCCUCCCCUUCCCAGAGAUGUACGAGACCACCAGGAGCUAUUAGACUCGCAUACACUUACAAACACAUCCAUCCAAACACACACACAUACUCACACAGAUGAAACAAGAGCAUUCAGGAGCAGACUGAUGACUAGCACACAAUACAGUUUUUUUUCUUAAAACAUGUAAAUUAAUGUUUGGUUUGUAAUGAAAGUUGAGAUUGGAACAUGACUGUCUUUGUGAGGAUUUUUUAAAUAACAAAUGCAAGUAAAAUGUUGAUAAAGGGUAAUCAUCGCAAAUAAAAAGCAGACAUUCUCACUUAUUUACACGCAGACAUGUCUGAAUUCAGCUGUGAUAGAAUGUGUAGAGCUCCUGUUUAUACUCAUGUUAAAGCCAAUUCAGUCCUACGGAGCAGGUUCAAGAUACUUUAAUAGUCUGUAAAGGUUGGAACAAGUGACAUGUCCAGAAUCUCUCAGAUGACAGGACUCUGACAUCUGCAGCUCAGUUCAGGAUUUGAUCUUUCCAUCGACGCAAAUGUCUGCAUGCUACACAUCAGGGAAAUAUAUAUAUUCUCUGAAGCCAUGAGGGGGAAGGUAGCUCUCAUGAGAUCUCCCAAGAAUUAUAACGAUUCAGACCCUUUGAAACAACCUGCACAGUGAAUCUUUCAAAGUGUCAAAGUGUACGGAGCUGAGGAGCUGGAUUCAUGCUCUGCCCGGCCUGUGAGUCACUGCUGCUUUGAUGAAUAAAGAACUGGAUACAGUA